Messenger RNA from Rotaria sordida, 612 nucleotides. The record is from the annotation of a GenBank genome assembly. Lineage: Eukaryota; Metazoa; Rotifera; Eurotatoria; Philodinida; Philodinidae.
AUGAAUGAAAUGCUUUCAUUUCUUGCAGCUGGUUAUGGAACAACGUCAACAGCACUUUCUUGGUUUAUUUAUUUUAUGAGUAAAAAUCCACAAAUACAAAAGAAAAUAAAACAAGAACUUUCUGAAUAUCAUGGUCAACGUCUUUCAAUUCAACAAGUGGAGUCACUAACUUAUUUAGAUUAUGUACUUCGUGAAGUAUUCCGUUUAGCAGGACCAGUAACAGGUACUGUUCGAACGUUAACUGCAGAUGAUCAAUUACCUAAAAGUGGAGCACAAUUAAAAAAAGGUGAUUCAGUUAUGAUUACAUUUUAUACUUUAGCAAGAGAUAAACGUUAUUGGGCAAAUUUAUAUGAUCUAAAUGAAUUUCAUCCUGAACGAUAUUUAGAUGAUCCGGAAAAUAAAAAUAAUCUAUCAGCAUUAAUACCAUUUGGUGGUGGACAUAGACAAUGUAUGGGUCAAGAUUUAGCUCGAUUUGAAUUAAAAAUUAUUUGUGCUAGACUUAUGCAAUUUGUUACAUUUGGUGAUGGUGGACCUGAACUUAAUGCUGGAGGAUAUGAUGUUACGGAUACGAUUAAACCAAAAAAACUUGCUGUAACUAUAACAUUUGAUUAA